AUGCAGGAAGUAUAUUAUUUAGGGAGUUUGCUGCUCUCUUUACUCACCGGAUCUAUUGCAGUGUCUCUAUUAUCACUUUAUCAGGGUACAGAGGCUGUUCUGAUUAUAAUUGUCUGUUCGUGUUAUGUACAUACUAUUUUACAAUUACUGCUAUUAUUUUUUCCAUGGGGCCAUUACUAUUAUUUGAUUAAGGUACUCUUCAGUAUAUUACAGUUAAUGAUUGUAGGUAGUGCUAUUGAAUUUUUUCAUUAUUGGAUUAAUAAUUCAGGGUUUUUUACCGACUCUCUUCAUAGGCAGCUAAUGUUGGCUUUUGAAUCAUCUAUAUUAUUUCUCAUGCUAGUUAAUGGAUUAUUUUUAGGAAUUUGGAUAAAACCUCAGAAUGAGAUAAUCGAAAGUGAUAGUAAGCAAAAUUUAAAUAAUGAUGUUGAGAAAGUUGGUAAGGUUACAGAAAAUGAUGAUUUGUUAUAUGUUCCAAGUGAUAAAUUUGUUCCAUUAAAGGAUUCUGCUCAAACUUUAACUCCCCAGAUGUUUCAUAUUCAAAUGGGAGCAAAUAACAAUAAUAUACUUUUUGAUGAAAGUAAUCCAAAUGGUUUAAAAAUGGUAUCGAACAGUAACAAGGAGAGUAAUUCUGAUAGCAUGAACAUGUAUACAAAUUGGGCAAAAAAUGAAAGAUUAAACAGUAAAACAAGCGAAACAGAAUCAAAUGUCUCUGUUAUUCGACAUCAAUUAGGUAUUUCGCAUAGCCAUACCUUUAAAAAUAUUAAUCUUAAUAAAAAAUUAAGAUCUUUAUCCAUAUCUUCGUAUAAUUCUAGAAAAUCAUCGCCAUCUAGAUCAUCAUUAAAAAAGAUUCAGGCGUUAAAAUUAAAAGCAUCUAAGAAAUUUCAAUUAAAUCCAAUGAAAAUAAAAAAAGAAAAUCAAACUCAAAGAAGAAGGUCUCAAGAAAAGAAAUCUAUUGGAUUAAAUGCAAAAUACAUGACGAGACUGUCUACUAUCUCUGAUUUACAUAAAAGUUUUAUUAAUAUUUUGAGCUCAUCAAAUUCAGAUGAUGGAGUUAAUAACAAGCAUGCUUCACUCUCAAAUAAUGAUAUAAUGAAUCAAAUGAAGGGUAAGACAUAUAGCAAUAAUCUUGCAAACAUAAGUAAUAAUGAACCGUACAAUUCAUCACCAAGUGCAUACCAACACACAUCGUUUAUUGAGGUGUCUGGGGACAUUUUAAAUGGAGAACAACGUCAAAAUAUAUCACCGAAACUAACCGAAGAGAGACAGGCUAUUGGAAGAAUAAACAAUGCAUUACUUCCACCUUGCUUACAGAAGUAUGGAAGCAGUUGUAACGAUAGUCAUAAAUCUUCUGUUCUACCCACUCAAGCUUCUGGGGCACCAUCUUUUUUGAUACCCGAAAUGUCCAAUGAUGAUAAAUGUAAUAUAAAUGAUCUACAAGAUAAUGUGUUAAACGAAUUAAAUGAUUUAACGCAGAUUCCUGAUUUAGGCUAUACAACAGAUCAAGAUUUUAUUACACCAAGUAAGGACAGAAAGCCAUUUGAAUAUCCACCAAAUAUUAGUUUAGAUAUGUGGGAAAAGAAUAAAGUUGAUUUUAUGAGAAAGGCAAGUGAAAAUACUCAAAAUUCUACGUUAAUGUCUCCAUUUCAAUUUAAUAUGAAUAUUGAUAAGAUGCAAUCUAUAUCAGAGUCACCAUUAUUAGAAAGUAAACAAAAGUUUACAUUUCCUAGCAAGAAUAAAGCGAAUAUUGAUGUGGAAGAUGAAAAUUAUGAAAUUGAAAUUAAAGAUAAACAACCAAUCUCAAACUUAGAUAAAAAUACACAAAGAGCCACACAUAAUAGAAAUAUAUCAGACACAAUUAGUGAACUUGACAAAUAUUUGAAUGAUGGUGAGGGAUCAAGCAAGGAUCAAAGUCAACUUUUAGAAGAUAGUUUACGACAAGAUACAGAAUCAGUCACACAUAUCCUAAGUUCUACAAGUGAAAGAAUAUCUCAUGAAUUUGCAAGGUCUAGUUUCAGACACUCUCCAACCAAAUCGUUGGUGUCCAUUAUUAGCGGGGGUACUGGCAGUGGUAUCAACAAUUUAAGUUUGAAUAAACAGAGAUCACAAAAUUUCUCAUUUAGCACACCAACUCAUACAAAGACACCAAGUCAGUUGUUACAAUAUAGUUUCCCUCCCAAUAUUAAUAACAUGUCUACCCACUCUUCCCCUAAUAAACAUAGAUUUAAAAGAAUUGGUAAAAAGCUUUCUUUAUCCAAUAUAUCUGAUACCAUGUUAUUCGAAACAGAAUCUGAAAAUGGACACUCGAGAAACCAAAGUGUAGAAUUUACAUAUAUUCAUAAUUUACAAAAUAAUAGACAUUUCCCAAGUAAGUCUGUGUCCGUAAUUCCAACGCAUAGUAUGGCUUCCCACAUACAUCAUAGUAGCGCGUCCAGAUAUCUGGUAGAUAGUGUACAUUCCAAUAUAAGUAAGUCUAAGAAGAAUGAUAGAAGACAUAGCAUGAUCGCUGUGGAGAAGAUGCUCAGAUCAGCUAGUUCCAUGUUGUAUAAACACAACAAUGUUGCUAUUGAAAUGGCCCCAAUAUCGGAUACUGUGGAAGAACAGAUACAUCAACCACCUCCAAUAGAACAUUCAUUGGAAGAGCGUAAAAUUUCUAAUCAGACAAGUUUAGGAUCUGAAAAUAUUUAUCCAGAUAUUGUAAUGAGUGAAUAUGACCGAGAAAAAUGGAAUACAAUGAAGAAUUUGAAUAUUAUUGAUGAUGAAGGUCACUUGAUAAAAUGA
Messenger RNA from Arxiozyma heterogenica, 2778 nucleotides. RefSeq names its product Irc8p (gene IRC8). Lineage: Eukaryota; Fungi; Ascomycota; Saccharomycetes; Saccharomycetales; Saccharomycetaceae. Bases 1 to 2778 code for a protein of 925 amino acids. The record is from RefSeq and is a predicted model, not a curated record. The transcript has a single exon.